AUGGAUCUGACACCCGCGGAGCUUGAACUCGUUGACACCGCUAAGGGCGACCAUCGAUUCGAUCCCACCCUCUGCGUUGCCUCCGCAGCGAUCUCAGCAGAUGGUCGAACCUUUUCAGGAGUCAAUAUUUUUUCAUUUCGCGGGUGGUCCCUGUGCCAAGCUGGGGUGCUGGGGAAUGCCACGGCCGCCAACGCCCCUCAGCUGAUGAGCAUCGUUGCUGUUCGUGGCAAAGCUGACGACGAAGGCCGAAUUUUGAGUUCAUGUGGUCGUUGUCGGCAGGUACUAUGGGAUCUACAACUUCAGAUCAAGGUGAUCGUGUCGAAAGACGGAAAGUUGCAGUCGAUACCCAAUAAGACUCUGUUGCCCUUCGCGUAUGACCACGACGACUAG
Penicillium diatomitis is the source of this 390-nucleotide messenger RNA. RefSeq names its product Blasticidin-S deaminase. The record is from RefSeq and is a predicted model, not a curated record. The coding region runs from base 1 to 390 and encodes 129 amino acids. The transcript is spliced from 2 exons. NCBI's taxonomy places the organism in Eukaryota, Fungi, Ascomycota, Eurotiomycetes, Eurotiales, Aspergillaceae. Gene Ontology annotation, molecular function: catalytic activity.